This is a messenger RNA of Aspergillus candidus, 1947 nucleotides long. RefSeq names its product DHHC family palmitoyltransferase. The coding region runs from base 198 to 1643 and encodes 481 amino acids. The transcript has 5 exons. The record is from RefSeq and is a predicted model, not a curated record. NCBI's taxonomy places the organism in Eukaryota, Fungi, Ascomycota, Eurotiomycetes, Eurotiales, Aspergillaceae. Gene Ontology annotation, molecular function: protein-cysteine S-palmitoyltransferase activity. Gene Ontology annotation, biological process: protein targeting to membrane; peptidyl-L-cysteine S-palmitoylation. Gene Ontology annotation, cellular component: Golgi apparatus; endoplasmic reticulum.
GAAUCCUGCGCGCUAUCGUGUCGCUUCAGCUCACAGCUCGCUCGGAGCUAUUUCCCAGCCUUGCUGGUGGUGUAUACCCAGCUGAAGAUUCGUUGUCGUGUUAUACGAUGGAGCCCAUCUGAUCCCUUACGCCGACUAUCUUACACCCAACUCUAUCUAUGCGGUGCCCACGGUCCGCACUCGACAAUUGAGUUCAGAUGGCACGGCCGGACAGGCGCAUGAACCUGGCCGUAGCGAGGGUCAUUCCUCCGAUCUUGCUAGGGAUCGUCAUAUAUGCGGCGUAUGCUAUCACAAAGCCGUUAUGCAUCGACUAUCUUAUCAAUCCGCUGCCGAAAUAUCACCACCGCCGACGGGUGGGCGCUGGCGCUGCCAUCAUUGCGGUAUUCUACGUCCUUUUGAUACCCGUGUUGGGCACGUACCUCCGACUAUUAUAUAAUGUUAUGUGGGCCCCGGGGUUCCUGCCUCGAGCCACCCCGCUGAAUCCGGAUCCACAGCCGGCCGACGAGACGUCGAAACGUCACCACCACCGAGGAGGUCCCCGGAGGAAGAAGAGUCGUCGGCGAUCGAGGACAACGGAGAAGGCGGACCGGCCCGAUGUGGAUCUGGAGAGCGGGCUCCAGUAUAGCCCGGCCAGUGAUGGCGCAUUCUCCACUGACACGGAGGGGUUGGAAGAUUUCUACACGAAGGAUGUGUUCGUCUGCCAGCCCGACGGAAGACCGCUUUAUUGUUCGACCUGCCGUCGGUAUAAACCGGACCGGGCGCACCACUGUCGCGAGGUGGACCGAUGCGUUCCGAAGAUGGACCACUUUUGCCCUUGGGUCGGCGGCGUGGUGUCUGAAACUUCGUUCAAGUUCUUUAUUCAGUUUGUAUUUUACACGAUGAUCUUCUGCUCCUAUUGUUUGAUCGUCUGCGCCGUCUUCACGGCAGAGCUCAAACGAGAGACCGGCGCAGCCAAUGCCCACUGGGCGGUUGCUAUGGGACUGGCGGGCCUUUUUGGAUUUUUCACCUUCGGCAUGACCCUCAGCUCCCUCCAACUCGCGACGUACAACCUCACAACCAUCGAGAACCUCAACCGUCGCUCGGCAGUUUGGACGCUCGCCAUACGCAUCCCAGAGCGGAUCCUCGCGAAACUCGGCCCGAAUUCCCAAUGGGCCCCAACCUACCACACAGUCACCUAUCCUCUCCCACCCCUGCCAUCCCCCAUCCCACUGCCACAACAACCACCACCCGCAGACAACAACACGCCCGCACCGCCCGACUCCGAGCCCCGGCACCCCCCUCCAGCAGCAGCACCCACAACACUCACCCCAACAGUCCCCUACCCACCCCCAGAAAAGCAAUACGUCUUCGCAGUCCUACAGACCCUCCCCGGCGAAAACCCCUUCGACCUCGGCAGCCCGAUCGCAAACCUACAGCAAGUAAUGGGCUACACUCUGCUCAGUUGGCUCCUACCGAUCAAGCACAGCCCGUGCGCUGACCACCACCGCCGCCCCGAAAGCGUCUUUGCGCUCGGACCGGUCGUCGACCGCCUCAAGCGCGAGGCAGGGCUUGAAGCGCCCGAUUCCCCCGCGCCCGACGGGGGAGCGCGUAAGCCUGGUCAUAGACACCGGCACCGGAGGAGUCAUAGGCGGGAUGAGAAGUGAUUUGAUUGAUUACUUGGACUAAAUUGGUUCUUGCAUAGGUUUUGGUGUUCUUCUUCUCUUCUUCUCUUCUUUCCAUCCAUUCUUCCAUCAAUUCUUCCAUCAAUCCAUCAUCAAUCCAUCCAUGCAUACACACACCCUACACAAUUACAUACAGGCACGCAUACAUACAUACAUACAUACCCCCGGUUUGGUUUGGUCUGGUUUGGUUUAGUGCAUCUUAUCUCAUAAAGCUCAGGUUAUUCUAUUCUAUUCUAGUCUAGCAUGGUCAGGCUAGCUGACUCACUUGAGUCAUGCAGUUCGUGAC